AUGCGUUUCAACGCUAUUUGGGCAUACCUCGCCUUGUCUCUUGUCUCUGCUGUAUAUGCUGCCCCUCUUUCGGAAGCUGACGCAGGCAUUACAACACUUGCUCGUUCCGAUUUAUCAUCUGUUUCACAUGCUCGAAGGGAUGGUGGAGAGUAUGUCGCCACAUUAACAUUAACGAAAUCUGGAGGUGGGCGUGGGCGUGGACCUGUGCGCAGACCCAAAGCCAAAGCCGCUACCCCUAGUGACAUAGCCCGUGUCAAGGCACUCAUUAUAAGAGCGGCUAAGGAAAAAUGGGAUCAGAAUAUCGAUCCUUCGGAAAUCAGGAUUGUUGGCAAUCAGUAUACGAGCAACACCAAUGCUGUUCCCUUCACACUGGAAGCGCCUGGUCUCAAAGAGUGCGACCCCAUACCGUGCAAAGGGGAGGCACUUUAUCACGUUUCAAACUCGAAAAAUGAGCCUGAGCUGGGGGCGGGAAAGAUUUUUUCACAAGGUUAUCCAUCCGAGAUAAUCUAUGAUUCUGCCAACGAGAAUCGCAGAAGGCCCAUGCAUGCAUUUGUCGAAGGAUUUCAGUAUGGACAGGCGACAGCGACACUUGAAGAGCAAGGAUUCCAGGCAUCCCUGCUUGAGACAGAGAUUAAAAAUUUCUCCAAGCCGAGAGCCAAGCUAGCCAAAGCUGUUUCCAAAAUAAGGAUCGCGCUACGCAUUCUUUAUGUGCCCCCUGCUGAGGUCGAUGGUCCUCAGCGCCCAUAUCCUCCUCACAGGACGUCCAUCCCCGAUGCCAAGAAACCAGACCAGUUUGAACGUUCUACAGCAGAGAACAUACCGUCUGAAUUCUCGGAGCGAGUCGACGCAACCGCAGCAGGGUACCUGGGUACAGAAUUCAGCAGGUCUGGGAAGAUGUCAGCAAAGGCGAGUCGUGCUCAAGCGAGAGCACGUACCUUGUAUGCGCAUCAAGGGAUUACCCGCAUGGAAAAUCCUCGGAGUGCUGGUCGCUACUGGGGAAAGCAGGCAAUGCAGCGGGUUGACGAUCCCAGCCGGACCAGGCGAGGUCCGGGUGGAUGGUCAAAGGCAGCUAGACGACGAGGCACCAGGCAGUCUGAUAGUGAGACGAGGAAGAUCCGGUCACUCUGUCAGGCACCCGAAUUGGGGAGCCGUGUGUCCGAGAGAGUGAGCGUGGUCAUCCCCAUCCAACCAGUCGUUGAACAGAGGGCCAGUGGCAGGAGGAGGCCGAGGAGGUGGGAAGGAAGCAACCUGGUCCCAUUGUUUGUCCUCCUCAGGCAUGUUGUUGAGAGCAGCGGGGUCGAGGUUGGAAGGUUUGUUGGACCUGGACAUCGCACGCGUUACGCGAGUCCUCCCACGAAAGGGGACUUAGGGGCCAGCCAUAUUGGAAGCAAAAUCUGGGGUGAACUGGCCAUGGGUAUAUGCACAGAACGAGAGAGAGCUAAAAGGCGAUGUACACAAAAUUCAGGGAGGGUGUCAGAGAGGUCACACAGAAACUGGGUGCACAAAAAUGAAGAACUAAAAGUCUCUGUGUUGACGAAGUGUGCGCUCACUGAUAUGAGUGAGGUGGACGUACGAGGCGGCCCGAUUGCACAGCUUGGGGAGCCAUCAUGAACAUUGAAAACACAUAUUCGGCUUCUUCCGAUCGCCGAAUCCUUGACCACCCGAAAGUCGACAUUUAUCAACCAACACAUUUGCCGUUGAACCCGCCAGUGGUCAGGAGUGAUAAUAUCAAUCGAGGAAGACUGUGGAUCAGGAUAUCCUCAUCU
This is a messenger RNA of Lentinula edodes (shiitake mushroom), 1766 nucleotides long. RefSeq lists its product as uncharacterized. The record is from RefSeq and is a predicted model, not a curated record. Lineage: Eukaryota; Fungi; Basidiomycota; Agaricomycetes; Agaricales; Omphalotaceae. The transcript is spliced from 6 exons. The coding region runs from base 1 to 1611 and encodes 536 amino acids.